This is a messenger RNA of Vespa mandarinia (Asian giant hornet), 712 nucleotides long. RefSeq names its product histone-lysine N-methyltransferase SETMAR-like. NCBI's taxonomy places the organism in Eukaryota, Metazoa, Arthropoda, Insecta, Hymenoptera, Vespidae. The record is from RefSeq and is a predicted model, not a curated record.
GGAACUUGCUGCUAGAAUGAAAGUUGACCAUACAACAAUAUUGCGACAUUUUUCUGAAAUUGGCAAGGUGAAAAAAAUGGAUAAGUGAAUACCACACGAAUUAACCGAGCGAAAUAAGCUGGAUCGCUUGAACGAAAAGGUGUGCUCGGUGGCUUGAUAGGGAUGAGGUUUGUGUUCAUACUCCAUGGCCAUUACUUCAUCCACGGAAAAUUUUAAUCACAGUUUGGUGGAAUGUGAGUAAUGAGUAGUGAGUUUGGUGGAAUGAGUAAUAUACUACUCAUUCCUUCGAAUUGGAAUGACAAUUACAGCCGAAAAGUAUUGCCAGUACAUUGAAGAAAUGCAUGAAAAAUUGAAAAUUAUACCCCAAUCACUUGUUAAUCGGCAUGGCCCAAUACUUCUCCAUGACAACGCUCGGCCGUAUACAUCGUACAAAACAAUUGCGAAAUUAAAUAAAUUAAAAUAUGAAAUUUUGCAGCACCCACCUUAUUCACCGGAUCUUUCGCCAACCGACUUUCAUUUAUUUAAACAUUUAGAACUGUUUUUACGGGCUAAACAGUACGAAAAUGAAGACAGUCUGAAAAAUGCCAUAUCAGAGUUCAUUGAUUCUAAAGAUCAGGAUUUUUUCAAGACAGGCAUCUAUGCAUUAAAAUCUCGUCGGGAAAAGUAUAUUGAAGUAAAUGGAGCAUAUUCUGAUUAAAUAAACAGCUUUUGG